Molecule: messenger RNA, 1204 nt
Organism: Protobothrops mucrosquamatus (brown spotted pit viper)
Lineage: Eukaryota; Metazoa; Chordata; Lepidosauria; Squamata; Viperidae
Product: nucleolar complex protein 2 homolog
Exons: 10
Biological process (GO): negative regulation of transcription by RNA polymerase II; ribosomal large subunit biogenesis
Cellular component (GO): nucleolus; Noc1p-Noc2p complex; nucleoplasm
Molecular function (GO): histone binding; transcription corepressor activity
Source: RefSeq, a predicted model, not a curated record
AGGAAGUGCUUGUUCCCACGUUGUUGCAGCUGCGGGGAGAAGCUCCGCCAGCAUGGCUACCACCGCCGCCAAAAGAAGCAAAAAACUGGGUGACUUGAGCGUGGAUGAAUUUUUAACGUCCGGAUUUGAUUCUGAUUUGGAAGAUGAUUUAAUAGAAGAUACUCCAAAUUCUGGGGGAGAUGAGAAAAAAAUGUUGCCUUCAGAACUUGGCAGCAAAAAUAAAUCAGGAGGUAAUUUGAUAACGGUGGAAAGGAAAACAAAGAAGGGUCAUGCUUCAGAGCAUAAAGACCAGCUGUCUCGACUAAAGGAACGAGAUCCGGAAUUUUACAAGUUUCUGGAAGAAAAUGACAAGACUUUGCUCAAUUUUGAUGAUUCUGACAGUUCUGAUGAAGAGAAGAACCAUCACGUGUUGCCUGAAAAAUUAGAGGAAGCAACUGAUGAUGAAGAUGAGGAAGAAGAAGAAGAAGAAAAAACAGCUAAGCGGAAAAAAAUGGACUUUAUCACAGUGUCAUUGAAAAUGGUGGAACACUGGAAGGAAGUCGCAGAGUCAUUGAUGAAACAUUUCUAUUUUUCCAUCUCCUGCUUAGUCUUCAACACCCUUGUCUCCUUCUGCGUCCGCGACCUCUUUGUUCUUCUGCAAAAAAUGCUUCAGGUGAAACCUGCAAAAAAUAAAUCAAAGAUAGUCUUGCCUUCCUCCAGCCCGUUGUGGGGCAAGUUACGAUUGGACAUCAAAAUGCACCUGGGCUGCACCAUUCAACUUCUGUCGUGUUUAACCCAAACCUCAGUAACAACAGCUGUACUCCAGCACAUCAGUGCCAUCGUGCCUUAUUAUUUGAGCUUUCCCAAACAGUGUCGCGUGCUACUUAAGCAAACGAUUCGACUCUGGAGCACGGGCGAUGAAGUUGUCAGAGUUCUAGCUUUUUUGAUACUCAACAAAAUCUGCCGGUAUAAGCAGGAAGCUUAUUUGCCUUCUGUUCUUAAGCAAAUGUACAUUUCCUACGUCAAGAAUUCGAGAUUCACCUCUCCUAACGCUCUCCCCCUGAUCAACUUCAUGCAACGGACGCUGAUAGAGAUGUACGUUCUGGAUCACGCGGUGUCCUACCAGCAGGCUUUCGUUUACAUCCGCCAGCUGGCCAUCCACCUGCGCGGGGCGAUGUCCGUCAAAAAGAAGGAAAACUAUCAGUCAGUUUACAACUGGCAGUAC